AUGGAGAUUCAAUUUGCUUUCAAAUUUCAAGACCAAGUACCACCUCAAAAGUACACGGACAGGAUAACCAUGAUAGACUUUGAAGCUAUAUUUUCGCCACAGAUUUUCUUUAUUAUUCUAAGGGAGACCAUUGAGGCGGCCAUCAUUGUCUCUGUUCUCUUGUCCUUUAUCAAACAAAACUCAUAUUCAGCAGGUGGUGAAUUAACAAUCGAUCGGAGACAAUAUGAUUCGAUGAGGAUGCAAGUUUGGACGGGGGCGUUUAGUGGUGUCAGUAUAUGUGCCAUUAUUGGUGCAAUUUUCAUAACGCUCUUUUACUUUAUUGGCACCGACUUGUGGAGUUACACGGAAAGAAUAUGGGAAGGUAUGUUUUCCAUCUUGAGCAGUGUCAUUAUUGCCAUUAUGGGUGUGUCUCUACUUAGGAUCAAUGCGAUGAAGAACAAGUGGAAGGCAAGUUUAGUUUCGUCGAUGCAGCAGCACCAUCACCAUCACCACCACCACCACCAAGGGAAUGAGGAUGAAGUUGUUAUUGCCGAUAUGCAAAAACAGAAUUUGAAGGACAAGUACUUUUUGUUCUUUUUGCCCUUUAUCACAACUCUCAGAGAGGGGUUGGAGGCUGUUGUUUUCGUUGGUGGUAUAGGGGUGAACCAGCCAGUUUCCUCCUUCCCGCUUGCUAUUGCUGCGGGUGCCAUUCUCGGGGUUACCAUUGGAUGCAUCUUAUACAGUGGUGGAAAUAGAAUGUCUAUUCAAUAUUUUUUGAUUGCAUCAACUUGUUUCCUCUACUUGGUUGCGGCGGGACUAAUGUCUAGGGGUGUUUGGUUUUUCGAAUUGGAAAGGUUUGUUCAGAAAGUCGGUCAGGAUACUAGUGAGACCGGUUCUGGUCCGGGAAGUUAUGAUGUUGCAAAUACUAUAUGGCAUGUCAACUGUUGUAAUGGUUUGACCGAUGGUGGGUGGAUGAUUUUCAAUGCACUACUAGGAUGGACCAACACGGCAACGUACGGUAGUGUCAUCAGUUAUAUUGGGUUUUGGUUGUUCAUCAUAUUACUAUUAAAGUCAAGGACAGUUUUCGAAAGAGAAGGUUAUGUUAGGUUUAUCCCAUUGAAAUGGCAACUCAAAAAGAUCAAAAAGCGCAUAAUUGUUGAUGAGAUGCUUGCCCAGGAGCUUGAAGAGUUGGAGCUAUCUCAGGUGCCUCCUAUAGCCAAUACUGGAACUAGCGACGGCGAUCGUGCACCCUUAUUACAGUAG
Pichia kudriavzevii is the source of this 1242-nucleotide messenger RNA. RefSeq lists its product as uncharacterized. The record is from RefSeq and is a predicted model, not a curated record. NCBI's taxonomy places the organism in Eukaryota, Fungi, Ascomycota, Pichiomycetes, Pichiales, Pichiaceae. The coding region runs from base 1 to 1242 and encodes 413 amino acids. The transcript has a single exon. Gene Ontology annotation, cellular component: fungal-type vacuole membrane; plasma membrane; high-affinity iron permease complex. Gene Ontology annotation, molecular function: ferrous iron transmembrane transporter activity. Gene Ontology annotation, biological process: iron ion transmembrane transport.